GGCAUCUGGGGCAUGCGCGGUGCGCGCUGCCCUGAGGGAUGGCGGCGGUCAUGGCUGCGGGCCUGUCCCUGGCCCGCGGCGCGCCCCGGGCGCUGCCCUGGGUCGGGCUGCGGCGGCUGCACACGGUGUACCAGAGCGUGGAGCUGCCCGAGACGCACCUGAUGCUGCGCCAGACGUGCCGCGACUUCGCCGAGAAGGAGCUGAUGCCGCUGGCGGCCCAGCUGGACAAGGAGCACCGCUUCCCCGCACAGCAGGUGAAGAAGAUGGGUGGCUUAGGGCUGCUGGCUAUGGACGUGCCAGAGGAGUACAAAGGCGCAGGCCUCGACUACCUGGCCUAUUCCAUCGCGGUGGAGGAGAUCAGCAGGGGCUGCGCGUCCACGGGCGUCAUUGUCAGCGUCAACAACUCUCUGUAUUUAGGGCCAAUACUCAAGUUUGGUUCUGAAGAACAGAAGCACAAGUGGAUCGCUCCCUUCACCAGUGGGGAUAAAAUCGGAUGUUUUGCUCUUAGUGAGCCAGGAAAUGGCAGCGACGCGGGAGCAGCAUCCACAGUGGCACGCCUGGAUGGUGACGAGUGGGUCCUGAAUGGCACCAAGGCCUGGAUCACCAACGCCUGGGACGCCUCGGCCACCGUGGUGUUUGCUACUACGGAUAAAUCCCUGAAGCACAAGGGCAUUAGCGCGUUCCUCGUUCCCAUGCCAACCCCGGGGCUGUCGCUGGGGAAGAAGGAAGACAAGCUGGGCAUCCGAGCCUCUUCCACAGCCAACCUGAUCUUUGAGGACUGUCGGAUACCCAAGGCCAACCUGCUGGGGCAGCUGGGAAUGGGCUUCAAAAUCGCCAUGCAAACUCUGGAUGCAGGAAGGAUCGGCAUCGCCUCCCAGGCGCUGGGAAUAGCGCAGGCAGCCCUGGACUGUGCUGUGGAUUAUGCUGAGAAGAGGAUGGCGUUUGGGUCGCCCAUCACCAAGCUGCAGGCCAUCCAGUUUAAGCUAGCAGAUAUGGCUGUGGCCUUGGAGGGGGCGCGCUUGCUGACCUGGAGAGCUGCGAUGCUGAAAGACAAUGGGAAGCCCUUCACGAAGGUAUUGUCACCCUUCCAUCUGUCUAGCUGUGACAGCUCUGGACACAGGCUGGAGGCAAGAAACCCGUGUGAUGUACAGCAGUGCUGCACUGAGCUCGUGCCCAGUCAGUGCUGCUGGUGUUUAACCACCGGCAGGUGGGUUAAACAUGCAACUGGGGUGUCCCUUUUUUGUGAUCGCUGCAUCCUCAGUGAUGUUUUCCUUCCCCGAAGGAAGCGGCAAUGGCUAAGCUGGCGGCAUCAGAGGCUGCAACAAACAUCGCUCAUCAGGCCAUCCAGAUCUUGGGUGGGAUGGGUUAUGUGACAGAGAUGCCAGCAGAACGUCACUACCGCGAUGCUCGUAUCACUGAGAUCUACGAGGGGACCAGCGAGAUCCAAAGACUGGUGAUAGCAGGUCAACUGCUGAAGGCUUACCGUGGCUGAAGACCCUCAGAGCACCACGCUGCCCCAAAGUGCCUCCUAGUGGUGCACAACAGCGGUCCAGUCUUGGCCCUCAUGAAGGAGGACAAUGAUGGAAGUUUUCCUCACCAGUGAUUAACUGCCCUUCGUGUUAAAAAUGUGCUGAUUCUUCUUUGGACAAAGUAUGGUGCAUGGACGGCCCUAUCUAGGUUGGUAAGCAAUGGCCUGAGUGCAGGAGGGAGGAAGCACCCUGUGUGUAGGCGAGCACAGGCCUUUUCCUAGCAGAGCGUUUUUCUGUGGUAGCACAGCGAGUGACUUUGCUGUUCAGUAAAGUCAGCUGCGAUCCUUGUGCACUUCCC
Cygnus atratus (black swan) is the source of this 1827-nucleotide messenger RNA. RefSeq names its product acyl-CoA dehydrogenase short chain (gene ACADS). NCBI's taxonomy places the organism in Eukaryota, Metazoa, Chordata, Aves, Anseriformes, Anatidae. The record is from RefSeq and is a predicted model, not a curated record. Bases 39 to 1373 code for a protein of 444 amino acids. Gene Ontology annotation, molecular function: flavin adenine dinucleotide binding. The transcript has 9 exons. Gene Ontology annotation, biological process: fatty acid beta-oxidation using acyl-CoA dehydrogenase; butyrate catabolic process. Gene Ontology annotation, cellular component: mitochondrion.